Molecule: messenger RNA, 5882 nt
Organism: Ochotona princeps (American pika)
Lineage: Eukaryota; Metazoa; Chordata; Mammalia; Lagomorpha; Ochotonidae
Gene: INO80D
Product: INO80 complex subunit D
Exons: 12
Coding region: 530-3613 (1027 amino acids)
Cellular component (GO): nucleus
Source: RefSeq, a predicted model, not a curated record
GUGACAAUUCCGAGGAUCCAUUUUUGCCCCAAGCUUCCUUAGGGUGUCGCAUGGGCUUAACAAGACAACCAUCCCUUGUGCCCACUCUUGGCUCUCUUCCCCUCCCUCGUAUGUUGACCUCCACGAAGUCUAAUAAUACUCAGUACACCGAACUCUGCUCAGCUUGCCUCCAGGGGAAUCCAGGCCAUGACAGUCAUCGUUAAGGCCUGCAAAUGCCAAGUAGCUGCUCCAGUCGUUACGACGUCAGCCAGCAAGAAACAGGGAAAGGCUCUCUCCGGAGCCCAGGGGGGAGCAGUAGCAGCGGCAGCCGAGCUUCCUAGUCCAUUGCCAGCGCCUCUCACUCUGAUCUGUCAGCCCAGCCGAGGGAAAAGGGGGGAAGGAGGAAAAAAAAAAAAAGCAGCUGAAAGACAAUCUGCUUCAUCUUGAUUCUGCAGCAUUCCAAACUGUGGUAUCCUUGGGGUUCUCUUAAGAUUGCUAUGGUGCGGAAGAUUUAAAAUCAGCUGAUGUUCACAAGGAAUAGAGUCACGUGAUGUAUGAAGGGAAACAUAUACACUUCUCUGAGGUUGACAAUAAGCCCUUGUGCUCGUAUAGCCCCAAACUGUGCAAGCAGCGGCGACUCAACGGCUACGCUUUCUGUAUCAGACACGUUCUGGAGGACAAAACUGCCCCCUUCAAGCAAUGUGAAUAUGUGGCAAAGUAUAACAGCCAGCGCUGCACCAACCCCAUUCCUAAAUCAGAGGAUCGUAGGUACUGCAAUAGCCACUUGCAGGUACUUGGCUUUAUCCCGAAAAAAGAGAGGAAGAAAAAGAAUGAUCCUAUAGAUGAGGUGAAGGUCAGGCACCAGAUGGAUACGAUGGCCUUUAGCCUGACGGUGCCCACGCUGGCCCUGAAGAUGCCCAAUGGACUGGAUGGAAUGUCCCUGUCUCCACCUGGGGCCAGGGUCCCCCUCCACUACCUGGACACUGAGUUGGAAGACCCUUUUGCUUUCAACGAGGAAGAUGAUGACCUAAAGAAAGGGGCAACUGUGAGGAAGAAGUUGCAGAGCAAGUUGGCCCAGAAUCGGCAGCGCCAGAGAGAGACCGAGAUUUUGAAAGUUCGGCAAGAGCACUUUAGUCCCCCACCUGCACCUUCACAGCAGCAGCCUCCGCAGCAGCACUCCCACCUGUCACCUUCAUCCACUUCUUUGAAACCUCCAGCGCCACCGCAGGGUUCAGUCUGCAAGUCACCUCAACCUCAGAACACCAGCCUACCAGUGCAGGGAGUGGCACCCACCACACACACUAUAGCACAAGCAAGGCAGUUGUCUCACAAGAGGCCUCUGCCCAUCCUGCCAUCCAGUAGGGCUCCCCUUGUGGACCCACCCAGGACUGACCGGGUCCUCAUGAAAGCCACAGCCUUCACUCCACACUUCUCUUGUAUAAGUCGACUGCAGAGACUGGUGAAACUGUGCACACAAAAACAUCAGUUGGACACCGAUCUCUUUCCCCACUUAGGAUUGGACUGGUCCGAAGAGAGCGGAGAGGAGCUGGAGGACUCCGAGCAGGCCUCACCCUACCAGGUUGCAUGGUCCAUCCGAGAAACCCUCAGAUAUGAAAGACACAUGUCAGAUGACGAUGAUACGGAGAGUAGGAGCUCCAGGGUGACCCAACUUUGCACUUACUUUCAGCAGAAAUACAAGCACCUCUGCCGCCUGGAGCGGGCAGAAUCUCGUCAAAAGAAAUGCCGGCAUAUGCUCAGGAAGGCUUUGUUGCAGGCAGCCAGCAAGGAACCCGAGUGUGCUGGGCGGCUCGUCCAAGAACUGCGGAGAGCUGCAUGUAGCCGGGCCAGCAUGAGCCAGACCACGUUAAGGGAGGCGGAAGCAGCCACAUGCAGUGGAACGGUGAAGGGUGAACCCUGCACUAACAGAGCCCUUCCAUUCACCAGGCACUGUUUUCAACAUAUCCUCUUGAAUCGCUCCCAGCAGCUCUUCUCAAGCUGCACAGCCAAGUUCGCAGACGGGCAGCAGUGUUCCGUGCCAGUUUUUGACAUCACACACCAGACACCCCUGUGUGAAGAGCAUGCCAAAAAAAUGGAUAAUUUCUUGAGAGGAGAUAACUCCCGUAAAGUUCAGCACCAGCAGCAGAGGAAACCCAGGAAAAAAACCAAGCCUCCUGCUCUUACCAAAAAACACAAGAAGAAGAGAAGGCGUGGACCUCGUCGACCCCAGAAACCCAUUCCCCCUGCAGUCCCACAAGGGAACCUCAGCAUGCCCACCAGCGUCUCACUGCCAGUGGAGGCCUCUCAGAUCCGGAGCCCAUCCACGCCUGAGCUGAGUGCUGAUGAGUUGCCGGAUGACAUUGCCAAUGAGAUCACCGACAUUCCACACGACUUGGAAUUGAACCAGGAAGACUUUUCAGAUGUCUUGCCACGGUUACCUGAUGACUUGCAAGAUUUUGAUUUUUUUGAAGGAAAGAAUGGAGACCUCCUCCCAACUACCGAAGAGGCUGAGGAGCUUGAACGGGCCUUGCAGGCUGUAACUUCUCUCGAGUGCCUGAGUACCAUUGGGGUACUUACCCAGUCAGAUGGUGUGCCAGUCCAGGAGUUAUCGGAUAGAGGAAUAGGGGUGUUCUCCACAGGUACUGGAGCUUCAGGAAUCCAGUCCCUGAGCCGAGAAGUCAACACGGACCUAGGAGAGCUGCUGAAUGGGCGCAUAGUACACGAUAAUUUUUCUAGUCUAGAGCUGGACGAGAACCUGCUCCGUUCUGCCACCUUGUCUAACCCACCUACACCCCUGGCAGGGCAGAUCCAGGGGCAGUUCUCUGCCCCAGCCAACGUUGGCCUUACUUCUGCCACUCUGAUCAGCCAGAGUGCACUUGGGGAGAGAGCCUUCCCAGGACAGUUUCAUGGACUUCAUGAUGGCAGCCAUGCCUCCCAGAGGCCACAUCCUGCCCAGCUGCUGAGCAAGGCAGAUGACCUAAUCACCUCACGACAGCAAUACAGCAGUGACCAUUCACACUCCUCGCCCCAUGGAAGCCAUUAUGACAGUGAGCACGUGCCGUCUCCCUACAGUGACCACAUCACAUCUCCCCAUACAACAUCCUACUCUGGUGAUAAUAUGGCAGCUACCUUUUCAGCAGAGAUGCCCAUCAUGGCGCAGCACUUGAUCCCAACCCAACUCGAGGUGCCACUUGGAGGAGUGGUGAACCCCAGAACUCACUGGGGCAAUCUCCCUGUCAACCUUGGAGAUCCCUCCCCAUUUAGCAACCUUCUCGGCGCAGAUGGACAUCUUCUUUCCACUUCCCUCUCCACACCGCCCACCACUUCGAACUCAGAGACCACACAGCCUGCCUUCGCCACCGCGACCCCCAGCAGCUCCAGUGUGCUUCCGGGGUUGCCACAGACCAGCUUCAGUGGCAUGGGGCCUUCCGCUGAACUCAUGGCCUCCACCUCUCCCAAGCAGCAACUCCCUCAGUUCAGCGCAGCCUUCGGCCACCAGCUGAGUUCUCACAGUGGCAUUCCUAAGGACCUGCAGCCCAGCCACAGCUCAAUAGCCCCUCCCACAGGCUUCACAGUAACAGGUGCCACAGCUACGAGUACCAAUAAUGCAUCUUCCCCCUUUCCCUCCCCUAACUGAGCGUGUCUGUGCAUUUGCAGGCAGGUGGGGAUCCUGGCAUUUUCUAUCUUUGUUUCCUCUUUAGCAUCCCUGCCCCUUUUUCCUAAAGAAGAUUUUUAAAAUAUGCUAUGAGGAUUCGAGGGGCACUCGUUCCCAGUUCAACAAGCAGCCCUGUGGUGGACCUUGCUUCAGUGUUCACGUGUGCUCCUUAGCACUGGUGCUCAUUCCCUCUGGCAGGUCCACUCAGUCCUAGUGGUUCAACACGAUGACUGGAUAGGAUUGAUUUUCAGCAGCGAAUCCUAGAAGUGGAAGAUACCUCAGAUUAUCAGUGCCCUUUACUAUUUCCUUGUAUUCAAAUCAGUGCUUUCCAUUCUAUUGCCAGAUUUUUACAUAGGUGGUUCUAGGAAGAAUGAUCCUAUUGAUUGAGUUCCUGGGUAAGAGAUAGCAGGUGGCAUGUACAGGAGGCAGGGCAGGGCAGGGACUUAGCACUAACAGUUAAACACUGCAGUGAGGCCAGGCUGCCAUUCCCAUUUGCAGUUGUGUUUAAUGAAAAGAAAGAAUUCAUCUUUGACCGCCUGUGAUUAUGUGUACACCCACACAUACAUUUUUUAUGCAGUCCAGGAAGCAACUCUCGCAUUGGCUUGCUUUGUGUCUGUUUCUCCCCUCCCCCUGCCAAAAUAAGUAUAAGGCUCUUCUUUCCUGCAUCUCACAACCCUGGUAAGGAUGGUCAUAUUCUCCACCCAGUUAACUAAAGUUUCUUGGCUAGGGAAGGUGGUGGUCUAAUCAUGUGAAUAGCACAACCUUUCUCUGCUAAACAUUGACCCAAGAAGAAACGGAACACAAAAGGCUGAAUUUAUGUUGGCGACGUAGGGGUGUCAUGUAGAUUUCGCCUGGAGGGAUGGCCGGGCUGAAGAAGGUCUAGGCUCUGGUGGUCACUUGGCCUCUUCAAACAUACAUUUGCUUUUUAAGUCUCUGUCAUGAAAUACCUUUGUGAGAUGUAAUUAAAAUAUUUUGAUGUGAAGAAACAGGAUAGGUCAGAUAGAUUUGAAAGAUGAAAUCUGUGAACUCCUUGAUCCACUUUUUGCUUUUGAAUUUUUCAUGUUUACAGUAGUGAUUCCUUGGUAAGAUUUGUAAAAUGUUGAAGACACUUGUAGAAUCAGUGAACCAGUUGUGAAGUGAUGUGUAAUAUCUGAAGGAUGCACAUUUUAAAUUUUCUUUCAAAUCUGAAUAUGAAAGUUAGACAGAAAUUUUACCUAUUCUUUGGUACUUUUAAAAUAAUUUAAAUCUGAAUUUGGAGAUAGUCUUGAGAAAUUUUUUUUAAAGUACCAGGAUUCUAGAGUUUAAAAUCAUGUUGGGUAGUUUAGCAAGUUGGUAACUAUGAAAUGAAUAUGUGAGGUUUCUUCUUGCCUGCCUUUCCCGCUCCCCUGCAGAGAAGGUAAAGAUUUUAAAGGCAUCACUACUCUGCUUUUGCUAAGAAAUUUCACUGUCCCUUGAGAUACCAUUGGCUAUUUAUACCUGAGUCUAGCCUAAUUCACACACACACACACACACACACACACACACACACACAUAUAUAUAUUUUAAAAGAUAAGUAGAGAGACAUCUAUUAAUGAUGUGGUACAAUAAUUCAUUUGUCAGGGAAUAUUUUAUUUUAAUUCUUUCUCAUAGGUAAAGAUUUGGAUGUAUUUUCCUACUUCCUGUAUGUAUUCUCUUUAUGCCAUGCUAAUUCUAACCAGUCCCUUCUUUUGAAAGCUUUUCUUUCUCUGCUUUUUAAAGGAAUAAUGGUGAUGAGCAGGCAUUAUGGAGUUACCACGUGCCUGAUAUAGAGGGGAAAUGUCACAUGACUGUAGAAGUCAUCAUUAUAUGCCCUAUUUUGUAUUUAUUGAAAGUUUUUUCCUUUGGGCCAAAAAUAUGUUUGUAAUAUACUUAGGUUUUUUUUUAAUCAUGAUAAUUGAUUGGAAGAUUUAUUUUUAAUAUCUUUGCCUUUUUUGCAGAUUGAGAAAUUUCUAAAUUAUAAAUUAUGUCACAAAGCAAAAUUAUAUUUGGUAUCGCCAUAAAUUUCUAUUCUGAAUGGUGAGAAUAGAUAAUUUGAACAUUACUCACCUGUAAACCCAUGUUAAUAACCUUUUUGAUUUUAAUGUACUGUAAUGAAAUGAUUAGGAGUGGUGACGUCUGCUCCAAGUGUCAUGUGGUUUGCUGAGCUAUAUUCACGUCCCAGUGUAAUUAUCCCUACAGAGCUGUCCCGUGCCAGCUGUUGGGUGUAGUUGGCCCCGUGCACUAACCUAAAGGU